This is a messenger RNA of Phalacrocorax carbo (great cormorant), 1915 nucleotides long. The record is from RefSeq and is a predicted model, not a curated record. NCBI's taxonomy places the organism in Eukaryota, Metazoa, Chordata, Aves, Suliformes, Phalacrocoracidae.
GCCCCGCCACCGUCCCGCCCCGGGGCGGCGCCGGGGGCGGCGGCGGGGCCGGCGGGGCGGCGGAGGGCGAGGGGCGGCGGCGGGGCCGUCUGAGGGAAUGCAGGCGGCCGCCGCCAAGAUGGCCGCCGCCGCUGCCGGGCGGGCGGCGCGUCACCUUGUGAAAAGCAGCAGCCAGCUGAGGGUCCCGGUACGAUGGAGAGGUCAGGCAACUGCAGCCGCGGUGACAGAAAGCACAAAACCUCAAAUCCAGCCAGAAGUGCGGAAACCUAAAACAGGAAUCUUGAUGUUAAACAUGGGAGGUCCAGAACGGCUGGAUGAUGUGCAUGACUUCUUACUUCGUCUCUUCCUGGACAGAGAUCUAAUGACGCUUCCAGCUCAGAAUAAAUUAGCACCGUUCAUUGCCAAACGCCGCACACCGAAAAUCCAGGAGCAGUACAGCAGGAUUGGAGGUGGAUCACCAAUCAAGAAGUGGACGGCAGUGCAGGGAGAAGGCAUGGUGAAACUGCUGGACAGCAUGUCUCCUCGCACCGCACCUCACAAGUACUACAUUGGCUUCCGGUACGUCCAUCCUCUGACAGAAGAAGCAAUUGAAGAGAUGGAGAAAGAUGGCAUUGAAAGGGCUAUCGCUUUCACGCAGUACCCACAGUACAGUUGUUCUACCACAGGAAGCAGUUUAAACGCCAUUUAUUGCUACUAUAAUAAAAAAGGGGAGAAGCCGAAGAUGAAGUGGAGUGUAAUUGACCGAUGGCCCACCCAUCCUCUUCUUAUUCAGUGCUUUGCUGAUCACAUACAGAAGGAACUGAACCUGUUUCCACCUGAUAAAAGGAAAGAUGUUGUCAUCCUCUUCUCAGCUCACUCGCUGCCCAUGUCUGUAGUGAACCGUGGUGAUCCGUAUCCUCAAGAAGUGGGAGCUACUGUCCAGCGAGUCAUGGAGAAGCUGAACUACUCCAACCCUUACAGGCUUGUGUGGCAGUCCAAGGUUGGACCGAUGCCUUGGCUUGGUCCUCAGACAGAUGAGGCCAUUAAAGGACUGUGCCAAAGAGGAAAGAAGAACGUCUUGUUGGUCCCAAUAGCAUUUACAAGUGACCACAUUGAAACGCUUUAUGAACUGGAUAUUGAGUAUGCCCAAGUUUUAGCGAACGAGUGUGGAGUUGAAAAUAUCAGAAGAGCGGAGUCUCUUAAUGGAAAUCCACUGUUCUCCAAGGCCCUGGCAGACUUGGUCUGUUCGCAUAUCCAGUCGAAUGAAAUCUGCUCUAGGCAGUUAACCCUCUGCUGUCCGCUCUGCGUGAAUCCCGUCUGCAGGGAGACAAAAGCCUUCUUCGCUAACCAGCAGCUGUGAUGGGCGGUGUGGGAGAGCGCCGCUAGAUGAGGCAGGAAAAUCGCCCUGGUGAAGCAGUGCAAAGGAAAGAAACGGCUCGACCAAGCUCUCCGCUGUUACAUACUCUCAGGCUGGUAGUCUGCGAUGUUAACGUCGUGUAACGGAGAGGAGAACUUGACUUUUUUGUUCUAUUUGUUUUUCUUAGGCUUUCUUUGUUGGAGAAGAGUCUGUAGGAAGUAGGGAGAUAAGGGCGUCUAUCCUGAGAUGUGAAAAGAUCUGGUUUCAUCUGAUUCUGAUUGGACUUAGCAUGAGCCCAUAACUGUGCACUGAAAAACUUAGUUUUAUACAAAUUAGCUUCUAUUUCCUAUGCAGGGAUUUAUUUGUAUGCAGUUCUGGCAUGAGUGCAUUAAUUUCAGCUUUCCAGGCCAAGCAUACAAUUAUUUUGUUUAUGCUUAAGGUAACAGUAUAACCAGCAUAGUCAUAGAUUGUCUCUUCUGAGAGUGAUUUUUCAGAUAGGUUUGAAGAUCAAGUGACUUCUAAUGCUUUUUAAAUAAUGUGUAUGUUUUUUUUAGAACAUAAAGAUAAGGCUUUGUUUUG